This is a messenger RNA of Salvia hispanica, 1064 nucleotides long. The record is from RefSeq and is a predicted model, not a curated record. Lineage: Eukaryota; Viridiplantae; Streptophyta; Magnoliopsida; Lamiales; Lamiaceae.
AUGGAUCAUGGAUCAUGGAUCAUGAAGAGUGAGAAGAAGCCUUCUCAAAUCAAAAGGAAGCUGCCGAAAGUUAAUAGGACUUUGGCAGCCCGACUUCUUGAAGCAGAGGAAGAGCAGAAUGACAAUAAGGAUGCUGAUGUUGCUGAAACUCAGGAAAAGACGGGUGCUAAGAAGGGACCAAAGAGGAAGAGAGGUCUCACCACAGAAGUUCUCAAGGAUGAGCGGUUUACAUCUAUGUUCGAAGAUAAGGACUUUGAGGUUGAUGAAUUCUCAAAAGAAUACCUGGCUCUGCACCCUAUGCCAGCAACGACAAAUAAGCCAUCUUUGCUCGAGGAGCAUUUUGAGGCUCUUUCAGAAGAUGAUGAACAGAGUAUCAGUGGUACUGAUGUACCAUCAGAAGACGACCUUGAAAAUUUGGAUGGAAAAUCUAAGAGAAAAUCACAAGUACCUAGAUUUUAUGAAGUGAAGGACAACCGGCAUGCAGAAGCAUUCUGGAAUGAUGAGUCCCUUGCAGACGAGGAAUCCCUUCCUAUGGGUGAAAGAGCAGCUCGGACGAAACCACAGCAAGGUUCAAAGGAUGCGGUCAAAUAUGGUCAGGGGGGAUCCCGGGAAAUCUCUUUCAAGGCCAGAAGCUCAGCAAAAGCCAAGGAGUAUGACGAUAUUGAGGAGGCGCGUCCUGAAAAGAGGAGGGGUGUGCAAUCACUGAAGUUACCCGGUGGCUCAGGUCGUGGAUCUCGUGGUAGGGGUGGUGGCUUCCGCGGUAGAGGCGGUGGUUCUCGGGGUAGAGGUGGUGGUUCUCGUGGUAGGGGUGGAGGCCGUGGGAGGAGCAGCAGGGGAAGAGGGCAUUGAUGAGAACAUGAGCAUCAAGAGAAACUUUCUUAACUGUGCCGUGUCUUGUUAUGUAACUUCAAUUUUGGUAGAUGCGUUCUUGUAUUUGACUUAUUUUGUUCUGAAUGUAUUUGUAUGGCAAAAUUACUGGGCUUUGGUAUUCAUGAGCUGAAAAUUGUUAUUUAUUGACGAAUAUACUUAAAUAGAUACACAAUUAUGAGAAUCAAUUUCAAGAA